GAAUAGAAAAGUCCGGUUUGAAUAAACAAGUUAUCAGAAUGGCUGUAUUUGACAUUGUAAGCCUAUUCUAUUAUUCAAAAUUACAAAUACAAAAACGUUAAUUGCAAUUAAACACACCAUCAUAACAUAUAUACUUGUUUAUAUGAGCUAGCUACAGGAUUGAAUAGGUCAAAAGCUUGACCUAACAGGAAACUCCAUGGAAAUGAGAAAUAACAACCAAUAUUCCUUCGUAAAUGUACAGCUCUCUACGUCUGUCCGUCUGUCUGUCUCUAUAAAUAGAGUUGUUAAUCCAAGUCAUGGAUACGUAGCUACGAAUAAGUUGAUCGAACAUGUCUCAGAGACCAAUUACAAGAGCACCAGCGGAGCAGCAAGUAUCAGCUGAUUCAAGCAGCAGCGACGAUGAGGAUAGGAAAGCUGUGCAGCAGGUGGCUUCUUCCAUGUCCCAACGCGCCAUCUCUCAAACCCUAACGGGCACAGCCAACCUAGCCAACCUGCUGCCCACGGGAACCCUCCUGGCCUUGCAACUCCUCGUACCAGUGUUCACCAACAACGGCUCCUGCGACGCCGCCACGCGUCCCAUGACCUUGUUCCUGCUCCUCCUCUUGGCCCUCUCCUGCUUCCUGGCCUCCUUCACCGACAGCGUCAAGGCCCCUAACGGACAGGUGUGCUACGGCAUAGCUACUCCCAAGGGCCUCUUUCUGUUCGACUCCUCCUCCUCAGCAACAGCAGCUGGUGCAGAUUUGACCAAGUACAAGCUGAGAUUCAUUGAUCUGGUUCAUGCCCUUCUCUCCGUCUUGGUGUUUGGAGCUGUGGCCUUGAGGGACAAGAACGUGGUGGGCUGCUUCUAUCCCAUGCCUGCUCAUGAAACUCAGGAGGUUUUGGACAUUGUGCCCAUUGGUGUCGGACUCCUUUGCAGUUUGCUCUUUGUCGUUUUCCCCACCACAAGACAUGGCAUUGGCUACCCACUCUCACCCUAAGCUAGCUUAUAACAAUUCUUUCGUAUGUUUGGCGUGCAAGAUAACUCUUCCCUAGCCAGGUCGUCGCUCUCUGUACAUAAUGUGAAUUGAAAUUCUCUACCUUGGUAGCUGAAUAAAUUAAUUACUUACACGUUAUCCUAUCAUUCAGGUUUCGUUUAAGAAAAGUUCCUAUUAUUUUCUUUGUUAUCAGGAAAAAUCGUCGAAAUAAUGUCUCACCUUAUAGAAAAGCUAAUCUUCAAUAUUUUAACUU
Molecule: messenger RNA, 1227 nt
Organism: Fragaria vesca subsp. vesca
Lineage: Eukaryota; Viridiplantae; Streptophyta; Magnoliopsida; Rosales; Rosaceae
Exons: 1
Coding region: 330-977 (215 amino acids)
Biological process (GO): endomembrane system organization
Source: RefSeq, a predicted model, not a curated record